CAGCGCGCACGGCCUCAGAGCAGUCGUGGCAGCGAUGGAAGUGUCACCCGCCUCGCUGCUCGUCCUGCUGCUGGCGUCCGUCGUCGUCGGUGACAUCGACAUCACAGACUGCGACAGUUUCUUCGAGGUCAUAGACUCGUGCAGGGGCGACAAACCACUCACAGACACCGUGAUCGAGUGCCACCCACGACAACCAAACAAGAUGACACUGGAAUGCGGGUGCGCUUGGAGGUGUAUAAUGAGAACAUACGGAUGGAUCACAGAAGAGGGCAGGGCGGACGUCGAGCAGAAUGCUGUCUUCUACCGCAGGUGCGGCUCCGACUACACUCCCGAGAAGGAAGAGAUGUUCCGCAGGCUCUUGACCGACUGCGAGAAGAACAGUGUGUACGAAAUCGGAUGCGAGAAAUCCGGGGACGUUCUGCAGUGCAUUGCUCGACAGUCCAACGUAACUCUGUUUUCUUGAAGAUGUGACUACACAAGACCUCUUCGACAUCAUUCGAUUUUGUUAUAAAUGCAGUUGGCAAGAUAUUUUCAUAUUGGCACACAUGACUGGCAAGUGCUGAAAAGGACGCAUGUUCACUGUUGUAAAAGAAAAUAAACGAGCACUUUUUUUUUCACUUAGCAUUGCCAUAUCAAAGUUUUUUUUUUUU
Bacillus rossius redtenbacheri is the source of this 650-nucleotide messenger RNA. RefSeq lists its product as uncharacterized. The record is from RefSeq and is a predicted model, not a curated record. Gene Ontology annotation, molecular function: odorant binding. The transcript has 6 exons. Lineage: Eukaryota; Metazoa; Arthropoda; Insecta; Phasmatodea; Bacillidae. Bases 35 to 463 code for a protein of 142 amino acids.